AUGCCUAAGGUCGAGGAAUUCCAGCUCCACCCUCUUGGAUGGGAGAACGACCCGGAAGAGGAGCGCCGCGAGCUCUCCACGCUCGACUACUUGUCGGCUAUGGUCUACAACAACUAUGCUCUGUUCUUCAAGCUUGAAGACGAGCAGAAGAGCAAAGUAGCAGCGGUGCUUAAGGAAGGCCUGGAGCGCACCCUCAGCCAGGCCAGGCAUCUUGUUGGCACCAUCGAAAAGGGUGACGACAACCGCUACUUCUUCGUCAAGAAGAAGGACAGCACUGUGAAAUUCGUUGUUCAGUAUCUUGACUCCCCGGAGGACAAGUUUGCGUCUUUCUCUGAUAUCGAGAAAGCUCAUUUUGUCUCGACCACUCUGGGCGAUAUCAAGGUCCUGAGCAAUGCUCCCAUGACCUAUGGCGAGAAGCCGGAAGCCCACCCGGACUGCAGCCCCGUUAUCGCAUCGUACAAGGCCAACUUCAUCCCAGGCGGUCUCAUCUUCAACAUGCACUCUCAUCACUACAGUAACGAUGUCGUUGGCUGGGGAAACUUUGCCAAGCAGCUGGCUGACAACUGUUACGCCAUCGUCAACAAGACGGGGUUCCCUACUUUUGACCCCCAAUGCCUUGAUCGCAGCCGUUUCAUUGCUCCUUCGGUCCCGGAGGAGUCUCGGGUCAACGCGCCUCCUCAGGCCGACCGCCACCCGGAUCACAAGAUUUCGCAGUCUCUCAUCUUCCACUUGCCCAAGAGCAAGGCCGCCGAGCUGAAGAAAAUUGCUUCGCCCAACGACGGCACCUGGAUUUCCACGUACGAUGCCAUCUGCGCGCUCAUGUGGCGAACAUUCUCCAAAAUUCGCGAGCCCGUCUUCAAGCCGGACCCUACCUCCACGCCCAUCUGGGCCGAGGCGGCUACCAUGUCCAAGCGACUCAAGAACCCCACGAUGCCCGCUCGCAUGCAGGGCAACACCUUCUUCGCCACCAUGUCUGCUGCGGCUGCCGUACCACAGCUGACCGUGGCUGAGAUCGUCUCAGAGGCUCCGUUGACCAAACUCGCGAGCUACGUGCGUCAAAUGACCAACGGCGUCACCCAGGAAAUGCUUUUCGGCGCGCUGGACUCUCUUGCGCCGAUCAGGAACAAGCAAGACUUGGCCAUCCGCAUCAACUCAUUCCCUCCUAUGACGCUGGUCAUGACCGACUGGAGAGACUCGGAUGUGUGCAACUCCGACUUUGGCUUCGGAAAGCCCGUCGCCUUCCGACACCUGUUUGACACUGUCACGGAAGGUCUUGCCAUCGUGUACCCGCCGCAUAACGGUCCGGCUGGAGAUGACGAAGGCAUUGAGGUCCAGGUCUCCUUCGAGAAAGAACUCCAACAGCAGUUGGUGAAUGACCCCGAGUGGAAGAAGUACUUCGAGUUCAGAGGUGUUGAUGCAGAGGAAACCAACCCAACCGGAACUGAGACCGUGCCAGUGGCUUAA
Colletotrichum karsti is the source of this 1464-nucleotide messenger RNA. RefSeq lists its product as uncharacterized. The transcript is spliced from 2 exons. The coding region runs from base 1 to 1464 and encodes 487 amino acids. Lineage: Eukaryota; Fungi; Ascomycota; Sordariomycetes; Glomerellales; Glomerellaceae. The record is from RefSeq and is a predicted model, not a curated record.